UCUGCGCAUGUUACCUUUUAAGUCUGCGAAAGUCCUUCAAAUAUCCUGCGUUAUUUUGCCUCUUCCCAGUCGCACGGCAGCACUCGUACAGGUUCACACAUCGAGUUAUCCCUUCCUCUACUAUCUUUACUAUUUUCCCUUACAGUUUUCCGCCUUCCUCCCCCUUUCCAUUAUUACCUGUUGCGUACAUACUGUACGGCGCAGAGUGCCGAACGCGUAUUCCGUGCGAGAAGCGAUAUUCGAGUUAUACCUUUGCCUUAUACGACAAAAUCGCGUCGGGAGUGUGUAAAAUACCGUGUGAUCGUCGUAGUAAAAUGCGUCGUAAUAAAAAUCGGGAGAGUUUAAAGGGUCGCGCAACUUUCGUAUUUAAAAAUUCACGCGUGCAAUGCGUGCGUCGCGUGUAAGUGUUUCAAAGAAUUAUCGUGAAAAUUAUUCGCGUCGCGAUCGCGUGUGAGUGCUUUGAAAAACUGCGAGGGCUGCGAAAACUGUGAGGACUGAGAGGAGGAGGAGGCUCAGGAGGAGCAUCGGGCGCCGGCGGAGCAAUUUUACGAUCAUCAACUAUGUAGAUCAACAGAACUCCGCUGCUGCGCAUCGAUCGCUUGUAUUCUAAUUCGGUGCAAGCACGAUGCUUUCGGCGAGAUUGAAACAGAAGUAAGCAGAUGGAAAGAACUAUUAUAAUAAGAGAAGGGAAUUUCGUUUAUUAUCCCAACUACUCUGCGUAAAAUCGAGGCCAAUUCGUGUUUCGAGGUGAAACUAAUAUACAACGGCAUGAAGGCGUAUUUAUUGUUGGCCGAGAUACAACAAUCGAUGAGUGCGCAAAUUUAUUGUCAGCUGGGAUACAACGAUCGAUGAUACAAAUACAAUUGUGAACAAAGAUGAACAAUAUAAAGUGAUAGAUGAGUGUAUGGAAGAAGAAACACCUGAAACAACAGAAAAUUCUCAAAAAGAGGUUAUGGCUUGCCCAGAAAAUGCCACUCAACAGCAAAGUCUUGAGACUAGCACUGAUACAAGAUCUCUUAAUAAUGACACUGAUAAACCAGUUCCAAUGGAGGUAGAACAUAAUAAAAAAGAUUUAAAUAAUGAUGCUAUUGAUUUUACUGCUGAUAUAAACUUAGAUCAAUUGGAUACACAAAAGGAAGUGACAGAUGAAGAUGUAAUGCGUCAUCUGGAUGUAAUAGAAAGUAUUGAACUAGAUCCUGAAACCUUUGGUAUGAACCAGUCAGUGGAGGAAAUUCAAUGUUCUUCUCAAGAACAAGAUAAAGAAGAAAUAACAGUAAUCGGUGUAGAACCUAUAAAAAAAAAGUGGUAUGAAAUAAAGAUUCUGGAAAAAGAUGCGUAUUUUAAGGAAAGACUGUCAAAGUUAUCUCGAGUAUUAAUAGCUUCUUAUCCCCAUUAUGAAAAAUGGUUAGAAAGAAUAGAGAAGAUAGAAGGAACACCUAUUUGCAAAGUAGAUGAAAUUCGACGUUGUCCGUUGAACAAACCACAUGCUAAUCGGUGGAAGUUUAUAUGUAACGAAAAACAAAUAGAGGAUGUUUCUAUAAAAGAAGAGAGCAAUGCGGAAUCUUUUAAAAAGACUUUUAAAACACUCUGGUGUCUUGAACCAAUAGGAGUAGGAGGUGUUAAUACGAAUAAUAUAGAUGAAUUUCCAUCUUUUGUAUUACAUGCUGUUAAGAUAUUUGAAGAUUUUCUCCAAACAACUAUAACAUCGACUCAAGAUGCAGUUCUUUCUAUUAAAAAAGAAGAAUUAUCGACGGAUACCGAUUCAAGAAAAGAUGCAGCGGAAACAAAACAACAAUGGAUGUCGUUGUUAGUGCGUUGCAAUAGCAGGGAUGAACUCAUGCUUUUUGCAACUGGAAAAGAUAUCAGUGAGAACGCUAUGAAUCGUUUGAAACAGACAUACGAGUCUGGUCCGGGAAAGAGUUGUAAUGUCAAAUCUCUGUAUUGCAGAACGAUAAACACAUAUGACGAUUCAGUCCUAACUACAUUCUUAGUGGGAGCAGAGGCUUUAGAUGAAGUUGUGGGUGAUCUAAAAGUGCAGCUUGUACCAAAGACAAACUUUUGGUCGAAUGCUGCCGGUGCGUGGAACGUAGUUAAAGCGGUCACAGACUUGCUUAAGCCUACACCGAAAACAACGAUACUUGAAAUCGGUUGCGGGAUUGGCGUGAUUGGACUUUCGCUAGCGUCCAAAUGUCGAGAAGUGAUAGGAGUUGAUGCGCCGCUGGAGAUAAAUGAAGCUGAAUUAACUUGUCAAUUAAACAGUAUAUACAAUGCAACUUUCAUAAGGGGAUCUUCAUCCGAGGUCGUAAAUAAACUAGGUUCUAUGCGUAACUUACACUAUAAAAAUGUUGUAACUUACUGCAUAAUCAACACGGGUACCAAUAUGGGUAGAGCCAUUGAAGUAAUGACGUGCUUAAGAAAAAUUACUUCUCUCCGGCGUAUCGUAAUGAUCACCACAUUGACAAAACAAUCGGUUCGGGCAAUAUUAGAACUUGCACGGCCUGCAGAAAGUGGGCUCGGUCAUCCGUUUAUGCCAGUUCGAGCAUGUGUCGUUGAUACAUUGCCUACUGGGCCUCAUUUUGAGGCCGUCAUUCUAAUGGAACGUAGACUCAUGCAUAGACUUACGCAACCAUGGUUCAUCCAGAUGUUGGAAAAAGAAAGUAAAACGUGGGAUAACACUAAAGCAUUAGAAAAAAUAAUAAAUAAUGAUGAACCUGAAAGUUCUGAUGUAUUCAGAAAAAAUCCGUUAGCAAAAACUGAACUUGAGAAAAACUUUAAACCGUUACCCACGAAAAAAACACCUUCCGUGAAGAGCGACUCAAGUUCAUCAGGAAAAAGUAAAAAAUUGAAGCGAGAUCACUCGCCUGAAAUAAUAGAAUUAUCGAAAAAAGUGACUAAGAAAUUCGAAAAAUCCGGACCCAAACCAUGGCAACAGGAUGUUACAAUCAAGAAAAAGAAUUGGCUUCAUGAAAAUCCAGCACUUCGCAUCAAUCCAUUAUUUGAUAAGAAGAGAGAGAAUACAGAACAAAUCGAUUUGAGAGAAAAAUUGUCGAGCAACCGAAUAGACACGGAUUUAAUACAGAAGGUAAAUGAAAGUCGUAAAAUUCUCGAAGCAGCCAAAGAAAAAUUAAGCGGUCCAACCACGGUUGAUGCAACGACCGCUAAAGAAAUAAAAAAUGUAUUAAGUUUGGUUCUCGACCAGACUAAUAAGUAUCAUACUCAAUUGCCACGUUCAGUGUGGGAUCGCAUUGCGCCAGCCGAGAUUGAUCAAAAGGCGCCGUCAAAGAAGGAGCUUGAUGACGAUCCUCUUCUGAAAGGUCGAUUUGUUCAAGAAAUCCGUGCUAAAGAUCUCGUUAUUACGACAGCAAACAAGGAAUAUUUAGAAACUGAAGAUGUUCCGAAACCGAAAUUCAGAAAGUACCAUAAUUUACGACCACUAGAGCCAGACAACGUGAUGCCGGUAGCGUUAAAAUUUGUAUCUAAUGAUAGACCGAAAUUGCCUAAAAAAUCAUUCGACAACAGAAAUAAGCAACAGAAUCAAGAUAAUUCUUGGCAUAAGAAUAAAGAUUUUGAGAGAAACCGUUGGAAUAAUGCAGAACCUGUAAGAAAACCUACUUCUCCGAUGAAGAGGCAGGAGAUGCCGUUUCGACAUCGAGUACAGUCGCCAAAUAGAUAUUCACCAAAGCGUCCCUUACUGUCACCACCAAGACGUCCAUGCUCGCCGCCUAGGAGACAUCUUUCUCCAGAUAGGCCCUAUCAAGGACGUAGCUCUCCUUCGCACCGUGAAUAUUCUCCCCAGAGACGUAAAAUUACGCCACCCAGAGGUCCGUUCUCAUCGCUUAAUGUCCGAGAAAUGUCACCACCAAGACGAUCGACAGCGGUUUCAGGCCGGUCGAUGUCACCAAUGCGACGACAAAUGUCGCCAUUAAGACCGCCAUUGUCUCCAUCGAGACGACAAAUGUCUAUGAUGGAAUACGAAUCAUCGAAGAGACAGAUGUCUCCUACGUACAGACUGCACGAGAGGUCGCCCAUGAGGUGUCAAAUGUCUCCAGAAAGGAGACCCAUGUCGCCCGUUAUAACGAUGAUUCCAAGAUCAAGAGACAUGAUUCCACCGAGGCAUCAGUCUCCUAUGAGACAUUUUUCGCCACCUCGAAUACAAACUGGACGUGUUGCAUCACCUCCAAGGCGACAGCCAUCGCCAAGACGCCAAAGCUCGCCGCCGAAUAGAUUCGCGGAUGAAUGGGACAUACCAAGCCGAGGUGCUAUCGAACAGAGUAGCACUUGGCAACGGUCCGUUAAUGAGAGAGUACCUGAAAACGUUUGGCGUAACGAAAGACAACCAACAACGAGUGGAAACUGGCCUCCUUCUUCUGACAACGAUAGAUAUCACAAGUCAACAAACCAAGAAAAAUCAUGGGAUAUCAGAGAUUCUUCAUCUCAUGGAAACUGGGGCUCGAAGCAGUCGCUCGCAAAGCCCGCUAUGAAAGAAUCAUGGCAGACUUCGGAUAAUAGAUGGUCUGGUCCUUCUAGAUCGGGAGGCGGCGGUGAAAAUUGGAAUCGUGACAAAGAAAUUCUGGGUGGGCGCAAAGAGCCGUGGAAAGAUACGGACAAGCCGCGAUGGGAACAGGCGCAGUCUAAUAAUUCUAACUGGAAUCAAGGAGACAAGGACGAUUGGAAUGAUCUUCCAGAAGAUGCGCGAGAUCCCUGGGGUGAUGAAAGCAAUCUUGGAUUGAAGGAAAGAUGGAUGAAUUUUGAAAAUCAAGCCGCGUCAUCAUCGUCUGGUUGGUCCAGAGAACCUGAUAAAGGAGAUCCCUGGACAAAAUCCAAGGACAGCUGGCAGAAUAAGUCGCAAGCUUUUCCGACAAAACCGUCAUGUCAAAACAUUGGUAAUCCAAACAUAAAUGAGACGCGCUGGUUACCUCUAAACGAUGUGAAUAAGAAAUCAACAAAUUGGCAAGGAGGCACCAACACUGGAGCAUGGCAACCAUCAAAUUAUAGCUUUCAAUCACAAUCGCAAAGGCCAUUUAUGGCCAAUUUGUUUAAAGAUCGACGUUAGAUAAGAUGUUAGACAAGAUAUCUUUGAUAUUACACAUCUGUGUUAAUAAUAGUUUAACAUCACUUGACAAUGUCACCUUGAGAAUGUUUUAGUUUAUUAAUUAAAGUAUAUGAGUUUUUCUUUUUGAACAAAUACAGAUAUAUUAAAACUUACAGUGAACAUGUGUGUGAUAAAUUGAAUAAAAUUUUGUUACACAUUGUCAGCAUAACUGUUUCUAUAAUUGUGAUUUGCAAUUAUGCAUCGUGAUUUCUGUGAAGACAAUUUUUUUUUUUGUGUUUCAAGUGAUGUUCAGCAUCGUACAAUUUAUUGCUAACAAAUUAUUUUAAUAAAAUAAGACAAACAUUAUAUAUUUCUGUAGGCAUUGAUGAUCAGUUACAUUAUUUUUACAAUGAGAAACGAAAAUAGGCUGUAUGCAUUAUAUAUAAAUAUAUUAUGAGUACUGAGUGUAUGUAUAUACUAUGUGU
Molecule: messenger RNA, 5517 nt
Organism: Linepithema humile (Argentine ant)
Lineage: Eukaryota; Metazoa; Arthropoda; Insecta; Hymenoptera; Formicidae
Molecular function (GO): RNA binding
Source: RefSeq, a predicted model, not a curated record